This is a messenger RNA of Callorhinchus milii (elephant shark), 3207 nucleotides long. RefSeq names its product tumor necrosis factor alpha-induced protein 2-like. The transcript is spliced from 12 exons. Gene Ontology annotation, cellular component: exocyst. Lineage: Eukaryota; Metazoa; Chordata; Chondrichthyes; Chimaeriformes; Callorhinchidae. Gene Ontology annotation, molecular function: SNARE binding. Gene Ontology annotation, biological process: exocyst localization; exocytosis. The record is from RefSeq and is a predicted model, not a curated record. Bases 450 to 2369 code for a protein of 639 amino acids.
AGUUUUUGUGAAACUCUGGAAAGUCCCCGAAUAUGUAAUGGAAUCUGACUCUAAUACACGUGAUGAAAUUAUAGUAUGUCCUAACUGGUUAGACUCCAGCUGUACCCCCAGCGCAUUAAUACUGAGCUGAAGCAUAAAUACUGCCCCACUUCAGAGGAAACGAGUGCAAUUCGGAACUGAAAAAUUAGCAACGUUAGAACAGUCAUCGCAAGGCUGGGUUGGAACCUAAUUCUCAGCACUCGUUCUCAAUCAGGCAUUGUGCUGGUUUGCUUGUUUUCCUGUAUGUAGAAACUAGGUUUUUAAAUAGAUUUUCCUUAAAGCUGUUCUUUAUUGAUAGUGUCUCUCCCACACCCGUGUUAUUCUACUGACGGAUGCAAGUAAUUUUACUCAAAGCAGGUGAGCAAUAACAAUAACAGCCAUAUCUGAACACCACUGAAGACUCUUGAAGAAUGGGCAACAGGCUGAGUACCAGGACACAUAGGAAGGACAUAUCCAAUUGUCUUCGACACAUUUUGCAUUGCAUAUGCCCUUGCAUAUUUUUAAACACAGAGAAGGAAGAUCCACAAGGUGGCGUCCCACAAGGUGAUGGAGUCCACAUCCCUCUGAAGUCACCAGAACUGAAACCGAAUAUCAAGGAACUUAUUAAAGUAGAAAAAUACUCUGAAGCCUACGAACACCUCAUCGAGUUAGAAUCAAGGUGUUACAGUUCUGAUGCCAAAGAGAAGGAUGAAGAUAAACUUAAAAUGCAGCAGGAAGUUGAAUCUUUGUACGAACUGCUUGACUCUGCAAUUACCACAGUGUUAAAAAAAUCCAUGAGCAUUUCCCAGGAAAAGCCUGACCUCCUGAAAAUGGUAAUUCAAGUCAGAAACCAGGAGGAGAAAAUGGAUCAGAUCUACGUACAGAAAGACGUAGGAAAAUCUGGAAGAAAUCCACGAGGGUGGAAAAGCAAAUGGCUGGAGAUCCUACAAGAGUCUGUGGAUGAAAGAAUAGGUGAAAUACCCAAUGCUUCUAAAGCCAGCAGCUAUUUAGAACAGCUUCUCAAACAGCUCAAGGAGGAUGUGGACAUUAUUAUGAAACACGUCAAACCAUGUUAUUCCAAAGAAUAUAAUGUUUGCAAAAUAUAUGCAGACUGCUAUCAAAAAACUAUUUCUUCCCAGUUCAAAUUAAUCAUAGAGAAUAGAGUAACAGAGAACGAUGCUUAUGUACUUCUGAGGUGGAUUUAUGGUCACUACCCAGGACUGAUGAGCCUUCUGACUGAAACUAAUGAUGAAGAUCAGAAACUCUGGAACAAUGACCUCUUGCCACAAGAGAAAAUCAAUAAAUUGGAAACCGAAUAUAUUUCAACUGUCAAGGCAAAUUGUAAAAUAUAUAUGAAGAAAAGCCUCCAGGGGGAAGAGAUGACCUGUACAAGUAAAGAUGAGUGUUUGGUGCUUAAUGAUCGUUACCACAGUGAUCUGCUUAUUGAUAUAAUCCAGAAAAUCAAUGGAGUAGCUGAUGAAGCCUCAAAGGUGACUCACAAGCUUGGUGUCCAAGUAAUGUGUACAAUGCUGGAUGAAUUUAUAUGCUUCUUAGAAAGUUUCAGGGUAUCAGUGAAACGCUUUGAAAUUAAAUAUUGGAAGAAACAGAAUUUGUCAAACAAUUUCAUCUGCACUACAAUAACCAUUGUUAACAGCUGUGAACGUUUCAGAGUUUACCUCGAUAAAGACGACAAGAUCAAGAGUGGGUCUGUGAAACAGAAUGCCCUGAAAAUUCUGAAUGAUAUUGAGAAGAAAAUGAAGAUGUUUUUGUCAAUGUCACUAUUUGUUAAAAUAAAGGAGGACUGCAAAAUGCUGGUGACAUCACAGUGGUUCAAGUCUCAAAGCCCUAUGAAGAACAUCCUUAAAAUAACAGAAGAGCAUCUGAAAACAUUACAGAAAAUGGAAGGAUCACAUUUACAGGAUGUGUUGGAACAAAUCCAUCACCAGCUCAUUACAGAAUAUGUUUUGAGAUUGAUGAAGAAGAAAUUAAAGGUCAAAACAGAUGAGCAGAAAGAGCUGGCAGACAAAAUGAAGAGCGAUGCUGAGCAGCUGCAGAAGCUUUUUAUGAAAUAUGGGUUCCAAGCUGUGUGGUUAGAUACUGCUCUCCCAAGUAUAGCUGAAAUCAUCAGGCUCCAAGAUGUCAAUGCAAUCAAGGUGGAAAUCCGUGUACUUUUUAACAACUUCCCAGAUAUCAAAAAAUGCCAUGUUAAAGAUAUCUUACACAUCAAAAAGCUGAAGGAUAAAGAUAUAAAAAAUAUUUGGCAAAUUCUUCACAUAACCGGGAACGACAGCAAAGAUUCUUCUACAGCAAAGAAACUGUUUACAAAAUCUACAAUUUUGAAGGAUGUUUAAGAAUGCAUUGUGUGGUGUACACAUGUGAGUUUUCUAAGUCUUUAAUACCUGUUAGUGGAAGAUCUAGCUCCAAAAUAAUUUGAAUAUAUAUUUUUGAAUACAUUGAAUUGAUAUGCUUUUUAGGAAAUAUAUACAUACAUUGCAACCCUUAUUUUCAAUAUGUUUUCAUCACCAACUUAGAUUCCUAAAAAUAGCGAGCGCCAAUUAUUCUUUUUUAAAAAAGUCACAAAUGGAUUGAGUUCUGUUUCACAACUGCUGUUGGGUUAAACUUUUUUUUUGCUGCACAGAAACAUUGCUUUAUGGAAUCACUAACAACAAAUGCAAUAUAGAAUAUAUUUGGGCCUAACCAUUUUAUUCUGCUGUAGCUAGGGGUGAGAUGGGAUGGAUAAUACCUGUCUCAAGACCCUCCUCUUCGACCGUGCCUUCGACCACUCUCCUACCCCUAUCCCAACCAUCAGCCCAGGUGCGGAUCCCUGACUGUCCAGCGUCUUGCGACGUCCUCCUGAUGUGAAAGGCGUUAUGCAAAUGUAAUUUGUUGUUGUAGAAAAGAAUGAGCCAAAUGUCCUCCACUCAUACAAUCAUUUCUAAAGGGAAUCUGACCUUUGCAGAUCCUGAUUGGCAGAGAUCUUUGCUGUCACACAAAGCCCACUCUAAAUAUACAUUCAUAUAUCUUUUUAACCAUCGCACAGAGUAAUAAAUGGAUAUAAAAGCCACAGAUAGUAAUGUGAAUUUAUAUUUUAUAAAGCUUAUGGGUAACUUGCUUAUAUAAUACAAUGAUUUUUUAUGCACAAAUGUAGAAUGCUCUAAUGUCUAUUUCUAAUAAACCUUAUUUUGAUAA